AUGAGGUCUUAUCAGUCCUGCUCUACUGAUUCCGGCUCUGAAAUGGAGUCUCAAAGUCCGGAGAAGUAUGAGAACGUGACACGCCGGAGGAUGGCAGCCAAUGCUCGCGAGCGGAAGAGGAUGGAGGGUCUGAACACAGCGUUCGACCGUCUGCGCAAAGUCGUCCCGCAGUGGAGCCAGGACAAAAAACUCUCAAAGUAUGAAACACUACAAAUGGCUCUGAGCUACAUAAUGGCCCUCAAUCGGAUUCUGAUAGAUGCCAGGAGGCACAGUGCCCCCCACUGUCAGUGGCUGGACCUGCACAUUGACAGUUUACAGCAAGAGAGCUACCCUUGUUAUUUUGGACAAAGUUCGCCAGAAAGCAAAGAGCAUCUUCAACCCUCUCUUUAUCAGUGCGACUGCUUCCACAUGACUAAUUAG
Conger conger (European conger) is the source of this 420-nucleotide messenger RNA. RefSeq names its product atonal bHLH transcription factor 7 (gene atoh7). Bases 1 to 420 code for a protein of 139 amino acids. NCBI's taxonomy places the organism in Eukaryota, Metazoa, Chordata, Actinopteri, Anguilliformes, Congridae. The transcript has a single exon. The record is from RefSeq and is a predicted model, not a curated record. Gene Ontology annotation, molecular function: protein dimerization activity.